ACACAAACAUUGAUAAGAUCAGUAGCUGAAGAGUGUGUACUCUUCCGUGGAUUAGUCAUGGAUAUUCCGGGGAUACCACGUAAAUUGGAUUGUUUGUUUUUCUGUUAAGUGAUCGUUUAGGAUUAUCAAACAUGGUAUCAGAGCUACCGGGAAUCGAUUCAGAACGGUCUCUAGUUCGUCUCACUUCAAUGAACUAUGCCCUGUGGGAAUUUCAGUUCAGAGUUUAUGUUGAAGGAAAGAGUCUUCUUGGUGUACUUGAUGAAACCACUACCAAACUGACCAAACCUGCCCCAGCUCAGAAAAUAGCUACUUAGAAUCAGAACGAUGCACGAGUGCAUUCUUGGUUGCUUGGAUUGGUGGAUUCUUCUACCUGUUUAAGCCUGCGAAUUUUUCCUACGGCCAAUCAGACGUGGAGACAUUUGUCUACCACUUAUUCAACAGUCAAUGCGGCUCGACAAUUCGAGCUUCAAUUUGCUCUCGUAAGAUUGCAACGAGGGGAUCACACCAUCACAGAAUUCUUCAAUGUCGCCCAGGAAUUGUGGACAGAACAUGACCUCUUGAAUGUUGCCCUUUGUCCGACUGCUGCACCCUCUACCGAUGCCCUGGCCGAACGACAAAAAACGCGAAUGAUGGAGUUCUUGAUGCGGCUUCGGCCGGAGUUCGAAGUCGUUCGAUCGACGCUGCUCAAUAAGGAAGAAUUAAGUUUCGAUGGAAUUCUUUGCAGCUGGUCCGGGAAGAGAUUCAUCCCCAAACACAAGCUCAGCUUGACCUUCGUCCUGGUGAAGGUGAAACAAUUCUGCCUGCCUCCGUUCAGGAUCCGGCUGCUUUUGCGGUCGGCAAGCCUCUAUUUCAGUGGAAUUCCCAGCCCUCACUCACGGAUGUUGAAUGUCAUCUUUGUCACGAAUGCGACAACCUUCAGAAGCACUGUCGUCGCCGGAAUUAUUGUGUGUACUGCAAAAAACCCGGUCAUAUAGUUCUUGACUGUCGAACACGCUUGAGACAUGAGGCCAAGGCUGCCGACAGCGGAGGCUCUCUGUCUGGAUCAUCUGGUGCGUUCUCUUAUGAGAGAAGGGCGAGUGAAACUGGGCCCCGUUCUUAUGGGCCGCGUCCUUAUGGGCCCUCAACUGAUCAUACGGUCUAUUCUGUCCAGCCAGCAGAUCAAGGAAGCAGCAACGCUAGGCCUGGGGUUCUGACCUCUUCAAUUGAACAACUGGUAAAUGUUGCACUUUAGAAGGCUUUACCCACCGCGAUUAGUACAGCCUUUGCCACCAUUCAUGGAUAUGGUAAGAAUUCUCCGUGGCUCAUUGAUUCCACUUGUUUCAAUCAUAUGACACAUGAUUCACGUGCUUUAACAAAUUUGAUUCAUGUGCAUGAUGUGUCAUUAAGUGUGGCAAGUGGAAAUAAAUUACAAGUGAGUGGAAUAGGGACAAUGAAAGAUUCUAAAAUUG
Molecule: messenger RNA, 1448 nt
Organism: Linum trigynum
Lineage: Eukaryota; Viridiplantae; Streptophyta; Magnoliopsida; Malpighiales; Linaceae
Source: the annotation of a GenBank genome assembly